AUGCUAGAGACUUACCUCAUGAAGCAGAUGAUUUGCCCAGACUCUCGGUUUGUUCAGUCCAGGUCCUCCUCGUCCAGCGGAGAAUACGGAGGUAGUGGAGGAAAGCGAUUCUCUCACUCUGGCAACCAGCUCGACGGCCCCAUCACUGCUCUUCGUAUCCGACACGGCAGAUAUUACAUAGUAGGUCUCCAGGUGCGCUAUGGCACAGUGUGGAGUGACUAUGUGGGUGGCAGACUCGGAGAACUGGAGGAGGUCUUCCUGCACCCCGGGGAAUCUGUGAUCCAGGUGUCUGGAAGGUACAAGUCCUACGUGAAGCAGCUGAUCUUCAAGACAGACAAAGGCCGCGUCCUGCCUUUUGGAAGAGACUCGGGCACCAGUUUCACCGCUGUUCCCUUGCACCCCAACACUGUCCUCCGUUACAUUAGUGGCCGAUCUGGAAGUGCCAUCGAUGCCAUUAGCCUGCACUGGGAUAACUACCCUAGCCACUGUACCACUUGCUGAAACCUGCCUUCCUCUCCGGCAGGGGUGCUGUGGUGGGUGUGGGAACUCCCUCAUCAUCAAGCCCCACGUAAACAUGCAAAUGGCUUAAUAAAAUGAUAUG
Molecule: messenger RNA, 601 nt
Organism: Acomys russatus (golden spiny mouse)
Lineage: Eukaryota; Metazoa; Chordata; Mammalia; Rodentia; Muridae
Gene: Zg16
Product: zymogen granule protein 16
Exons: 3
Coding region: 1-501 (166 amino acids)
Source: RefSeq, a predicted model, not a curated record